GCUUCUGCUGUCAAGUAGCUAGGCAGGGCUCCGCCAAGGCUAGGAGGGGCGCCGGGUGCGGAGAUGCGCUCCCAGGUGUUUGCAGCGGAAGUGGGAAACCUGUAGGUUAUGGUCCAGCCGCGCGGCGCCGAGGCGAGCAGGAGCACAGAACAGAUAUCCAAUUUGGAUCAUUUCUGAAGCUGAAUUCAGAACAAUCUUAAGAGUGGCUGCACCAGUUUGCAUUCCCACUAGCAGUGCAAAAGAGAUCCUCUUUCUCCGCCUCGCCAACACCUGUUGUUGCCUGAGUUGUUAAUGUUAGCCAUUCUGACAGGUGUUUACUAUCCAACUGUCAUAAAGCUAAAGCUUUUUUGAAAAAUCAAAACUAACUUCUGCACCUAAGAUGAAAAUGUGGUUGCUGGUCAGUCACCUUGUGAUAAUAUCUUUUACAACCUGCUUAUCAGAGUUUACAUGGUACAGAAGAUAUGGUCAUGGAGUUUCUGAGGAAGACAAAGGAUUUGGACCAAUUUUCGAAGAGCAGCCAAUCAAUACCAUUUAUCCAGAGGAAUCACCAGAAGGAAAAGUUUCACUAAACUGUAGGGCACGAGCCAGCCCUUUCCCAGUUUACAAAUGGAGAAUGAAUAAUGGGGAUAUUGACCUGACAAGUGAUCGGUACAGUAUGGUAGGAGGAAACCUGGUUAUCAACAACCCUGACAAACAGAAAGAUGCUGGAAUAUAUUACUGUUUGGCAUCAAAUAACUAUGGGAUGGUCAGAAGCACUGAAGCAACCCUGAGCUUUGGAUAUCUUGACCCUUUCCCACCUGAGGAGCGUCCUGAGGUCAGAGUGAAAGAAGGGAAGGGAAUGGUGCUUCUCUGUGAUCCUCCCUACCAUUUUCCAGAUGACCUUAGCUACCGCUGGCUUCUAAAUGAAUUUCCUGUAUUUAUCACAAUGGAUAAACGAAGAUUUGUGUCUCAGACAAAUGGAAAUCUCUACAUUGCAAAUGUCGAGGCAUCAGACAAAGGCAAUUAUUCCUGCUUUGUAUCCAGUCCUUCUAUUACAAAGAGUGUGUUCAGCAAAUUUAUCCCACUCAUUCCACUACCUGAACGAACAACAAAACCAUAUCCUGCUGAUAUCGUAGUUCAGUUCAAGGACAUUUAUGCAUUGAUGGGCCAAAAUGUGACAUUAGAGUGUUUUGCGCUUGGCAAUCCCGUUCCUGAUAUCCGAUGGCGGAAGGUCCUAGAACCAAUGCCAAGUACUGCUGAGAUCAGCACCUCUGGGGCUGUCCUCAAGAUCUUCAAUAUUCAGCUAGAAGAUGAAGGCACAUAUGAAUGUGAGGCUGAGAACAAUAGAGGAAAGGAUAAACACCAGGCAAGAAUUUAUGUUCAAGCGUUUCCUGAGUGGGUAGAACAUAUCAACGACACAGAGGUGGAUAUAGGCAGUGACCUCUAUUGGCCUUGUGUGGCCACAGGGAAGCCCAUCCCUACAAUCCGAUGGCUGAAAAAUGGAUAUGCGUAUCAUAAAGGGGAGUUGAGACUGUAUGAUGUGACUUUUGAAAAUGCUGGCAUGUACCAGUGCAUAGCUGAAAACACACAUGGAGCCAUAUAUGCAAAUGCGGAGUUGAAGAUCUUGGCUUUGGCUCCAACUUUUGAAAUGAAUCCUAUGAAGAAAAAGAUCUUAGCUGCUAAGGGAGGAAGGGUCAUAAUUGAAUGCAAACCUAAAGCAGCACCCAAGCCAAAAUUCUCAUGGAGUAAAGGGACAGAGUGGCUCGUCAAUAGCAGCAGAAUACUCAUUUGGGAAGACGGCAGCUUGGAAAUAAAUAACAUUACAAGAAAUGAUGGAGGUAUCUAUACAUGCUUUGCAGAAAAUAAUAGAGGGAGGGCUAAUAACACUGGCACUCUUGUUAUUACAGAUCCCACGCGAAUUAUAUUGGCCCCAAUUAAUGCUGAUAUUACUGUUGGAGAAAAUGCUACCAUGCAGUGUGCUGCGUCCUUCGAUCCCGCCCUGGAUCUCACAUUUAUUUGGUCCUUCAAUGGCUAUGUGAUCGAUUUUAACAAAGAGAACAUUCAUUACCAGCGGAAUUUUAUGCUGGAUUCCAAUGGAGAACUGCUCAUCCGAAAUGCCCAGCUGAAGCAUGCUGGGAGAUACACGUGCACUGCUCAGACAAUCGUGGACAAUUCUUCAGCUUCAGCUGAUCUUGUUGUGCGAGGCCCUCCAGGCCCUCCAGGUGGUCUGCGAAUAGAAGACAUUAGAGCCACUUCUGUGGCACUUACUUGGAGCCGUGGUUCAGACAAUCAUAGUCCUAUAUCUAAAUACACUAUUCAGACCAAGACUAUUCUUUCAGAUGACUGGAAAGAUGCAAAGACAGAUCCCCCAAUUAUUGAAGGGAAUAUGGAGGCAGCAAGAGCAGUGGAUUUAAUACCAUGGAUGGAAUAUGAAUUUCGUGUGGUAGCAACCAAUACGUUGGGUAUAGGAGAGCCCAGUAUACCAUCAAACAGAAUUAAAACAGAUGGUGCUGCUCCUAAUGUGGCGCCUUCAGAUGUAGGAGGUGGAGGUGGAAGCAACAGAGAGCUGACCAUAACAUGGGUGCCUUUGUCAAGAGAAUACCACUACGGCAACAAUUUUGGUUACAUAGUGGCAUUUAAGCCUUUUGAUGGGGAAGAAUGGAAAAAAGUUACAGUAACUAAUCCAGAUACUGGCCGCUAUGUCCAUAAAGAUGAGACCAUGCGCCCUUCCACUGCAUUUCAAGUCAAAGUUAAGGCCUUCAACAACAAAGGAGAUGGACCUUACAGCCUCACAGCAGUCAUUAAUUCAGCACAAGACGCUCCCAGUGAAGCUCCAACAGAAGUAGGUGUAAAAGUCUUGUCAUCUUCUGAGAUAUCUGUUCAUUGGGAUCAUGUUGUAGAAAAAAUUGUGGAAAGCUAUCAGAUUCGGUAUUGGGCUGCCCAUGACAAAGAAGCAGCUGCACACAGAGUUCAAGUCACCAGCCAAGAGUACUCGGCCAGGCUGGAGAACCUUCUGCCCGACACCCAGUACUUUGUGGAAGUCAGGGCCUGCAAUAGCGCAGGGUGUGGGCCUCCCAGUGACAUGAUUGAGACCUUCACCAAGAAAGCACCUCCGAGCCAGCCCCCAAGGAUCAUCAGUUCCAUAAGAUCUGGUUCACGCUAUAUAAUCACCUGGGAUCAUGUGGUAGCACUAUCAAAUGAAUCUACAGUGACAGGAUAUAAGGUUCUCUAUAGACCCGAUGGUCAGCAUGAUGGCAAGCUGUAUUCAACUCAUAAACACUCCAUAGAAGUUCCAAUCCCCAGGGAUGGAGAGUAUGUUGUAGAGGUUCGUGCACACAGUGAUGGAGGAGAUGGAGUAGUGUCUCAAGUCAAAAUUUCAGGUGUAUCCACCCUAUCACCAAGCCUUCUUGGCUUACUGCUGCCUGCCCUUGGCAUCCUUGUCUACCUGGAUUUCUGAGUGUGAUGUGACAGCUGCUGCUCCCAGCCCAGCUUAGAGGACACAGAGGACACCUUCAUCCCUAUGAUGAAUAUAAUUCCUUCCAUUUUCUGUGGCUCCACCCUAAGCCAAAUAAAUGAUACUUUAACAAACUCUCCAACUGAUUUACAACACACAUUAUGACUGAGGCAUUCAGGAACCCCUUCGUCCAAAAGAAUAUACUUUUAAAUGGGUAUAAAAUGAUUUUUAACUCGUUCCAAUAUGCCUUAUAAACCACUUAACCUGAUUCUGUGACAGUUGCAUGAUUUAAUCCAAUGGGACAAGUUACAGUGUUCAAUUCAAUACUAUAGGCUGUAGAGUGAAAAGUAAAAUCACCAUACACAGGUGCUUUAAAUUUAAUAACAAGUUGUGAAAUAUAAUAGAGGUUGAAAUGUUGAUUGUAUGUGGUAAAUGUAAGAGUAAAACAGUCUCUUGUACUAUUCUCUGUUUCGGGUCCUGCAUAUUUUUGAAUGGCCCCUAUCAUUCAUGACAUUUUGAGUUUCCUUGAAAAAAAAAAUAGAGUAUAACUGAAACAUUUUGACAUAAAUUCCAUGAGCAACUCAUUUUACUGAAUGAGUUGAAAGAUUCUGAAUAUUGAAAACCAAAUUCUAGAAAUUGUUAUCAGUAUUCUUAUUUUGGAAGUAAGUAAUUUUCUAAAUGCUUGAUUUUCAGAAUCAGUAAUAAUUUUACGUUAGAUUUUUAGUGGUAAAGUUAACAUACCAUAGGAAGGUUUUUCUUUACUUUUAUAUGAUAUUCUGAAAAUAUUUUAUGCUUUUCUCAUCAUCAGUUUCAAACCUCAAAAAUCACAGCUCUUCUCUAGAGUAUCAUCAUAUUGCUGUAUUUAUUCAUACAUAGAAUAAUGAAUUUUGAAAAGUAGAAUGCUUUCAUUUUUUAAUUGAGAGGUGACAGUCGUUACACAGCUAGAAAUAAACAAUGUUAAGUGAGUAUAAGUGUGAUCUAAUACUAUUCUAAGGAUCUUUGUUUUUGUGCUCCAUUUCUAAGUAAAAGCUUUCUUUAUUGAAGGUAUCAAGAAAUCACCUAUACGUUGGAAAAUCUACAAUAUACCUUAUUUUUUUUAAUUUGCUAGUAAACUCAUUUCCCACUUCAAUGCAAUACUGAAAACUGGCUAAAAAUACCAAAUCAAUAUGUUGCUAAUGGUACUUUGAAAGUAUGCAAACUGGAAGGCCAGGAGGAGACAAAUAAUGUGUCCAAUGGUGUCUCCCAAGUGUUGGUGCUUUAGGUUUUCAUAAGUUGUAAAAAGGAAGAUGCACAUUUCUUCAUUCUCCGUGGUAUGCAAGGAAAUGUGUUUGAGUGUGGGUGUGAGAGAAAUGGAAUAAUAAAGGAUUAGCUGGCUCAUGAAACAGUGCAAUGUCUGAUGAUUCAGGAGGUAUAAUCCUAUUUUAUUAGCACAACCUUGCUAGCUAAUUAGAGAUAGAGUUUAUCUUUUUAGAAAGGAUACCUUAUAGGUUCAUAAAAAAAUAUUUACAGGCAGCAAAAUAGAACUAUUACUACUUUACCCCCUUUUCUUUAAUUUGUAUAAUUUUUGUACUAUAUAUCUAUGUGUAAAUGUUUAGAGCUUUCAUUAUGAAAAUAUCAAUAAAUAUGUCAUUAGUUUACAUUCAACUCUUUGUUAUAAAAUUAAACUUUUUAAUAAUAAGUGAAAUGGAUGAUUUCCCAGUGGAAGUACGUCAACAGUCUUAAAAGCAUUACCAGAUUUCAUAAAAUACAUAAUUAUUUGAAAAAGAAACAAAAUCUCUUCAUACUUUAGGGAAACGAAUACUGUGUAAGCCUUCUGUACAAAUGUUUGUGUUUUCAUUGUUACACUUUGGGGUUUUCCUUUUGCAAUGUGACCCAUGUUGGGCAUUUUUAUAUAAUCGACAACAACUAAAUCUUUUGCCAAAUGCAUGCUCGCCUUUUAUUUCUAAUGUAUUGCAAUAAAGAGCAAAACUGGUUAGAUUUUGCAUGAAAUGGUUCUGAAAGGUAAGAAGAAAACAGACUUUGGAGGUUGUUUCAUUUUAAAUUUGUGACAGAGAUAAGGUAGAUUAAAAUCUCUCAUACACUGAUAACUCAAGCUUUUCAUUUCCUCAUACAGUUGUACAAAUUUGACUGGGACCAUCAGUUUUAAACUGUUGUCAAACUAACUAAUGUAUCAUCUGCUUAAGACGCAAGAUUCUUAAUUAAACUUUAUAUAGAUAUAGA
Molecule: messenger RNA, 5653 nt
Organism: Neofelis nebulosa (Clouded leopard)
Lineage: Eukaryota; Metazoa; Chordata; Mammalia; Carnivora; Felidae
Gene: CNTN1
Product: contactin 1
Exons: 26
Coding region: 380-3436 (1018 amino acids)
Biological process (GO): brain development; cell-cell adhesion
Molecular function (GO): cell-cell adhesion mediator activity
Source: RefSeq, a predicted model, not a curated record